This is a messenger RNA of Salvia hispanica, 2006 nucleotides long. RefSeq names its product F-box protein At5g51370-like. Gene Ontology annotation, cellular component: SCF ubiquitin ligase complex. Lineage: Eukaryota; Viridiplantae; Streptophyta; Magnoliopsida; Lamiales; Lamiaceae. The record is from RefSeq and is a predicted model, not a curated record. Gene Ontology annotation, biological process: SCF-dependent proteasomal ubiquitin-dependent protein catabolic process.
UAAUAAACUCCUCAAUUUCCUCAGCAACCAAGAACAAACAAGAACUCAGCUUUCACACACGCAAUAUCACGUAGUGUGUGUAAGCUGCAGCUGCUUUGCAAACUUCGUAAAUUUCAGGCUUUGAGCUGAUUGAGCGGCGAUGCGUUUCAGUUUUGGCGGCGCCCAAAGCCUAACCCAUGAAAUCGCCAUCAUCCUCACCUCAAAAAGACCCAAUCUUGAACCCUAAUUCCAGCCCCAACAAGAAUAUGCACGACCCGGAUGAGGCAUUGAAGCACGCUCUCCUCAAAUUGCGCCCGCGCCCCGUCUCGCAAUCCGGCUCGACAUCUCCUUACUCCGAGUCCGAACCCGAAUCCGACUCUUCAAACCCUAACCCUCUUCCCGCCGCCACCGCUCUGCUGUCCGAUGAGCUGCUGCUGAAAGUGCUGGAUAAAAUUCACGACAGGAAACAGCAUAUUACGAAUUCUUUGGUUUGCAGGAGGUGGUGCGUGCUGUCAGGGAAGCUGGUUAAGUCAAUUAAGUUAAUUGAUUGGGAGUUUUUGGAGUCAGGUAGGUUGAGCUUUCGUUUCCCUAAUUUAGAAGAUGUUAAUUUAGUUCCGGCUUGCAUCAAAUCUGCGAGAAAUUCUGGCAUUUUGUUGAGUAAUAAAUUGAUUGAGGUUCGUUUGAGUUCGGGGAUGGUUGAGAAUGGUGAAGGUCUGUUUGUGAGGAAAGGGGAUGUUUUUGAGUCAAAGGAAAUCGAUAUAGGGGUGGCGAUAUUAGCUGAAGGGUGCAAGAAUUUGAGGAGGGUAGUGCUGAUGAAUGUUAGUGAAGAAGGGCUGAGUUGUUUGGCGAAGGAAUGUGAGCUGUUGCAAGAGAUGGAGUUGCAUAAUUGUGGCGAUUUCGCGUUGAGGGGGAUUUAUAAUUGCAAGAAUUUGCAGAUUUUGAAGCUGAAUGGGAAUGUAAAUGGGGUUUAUGAUUCUGUAGUUUCUGAUAUUGGACUGACUAUACUGGCACAGGGUUGCAGCCGGUUAGUGAAGCUCGAGUUGGUGGGAUGUGAGGGGAGUUAUGAUGGUAUUAAGGCAAUAGGGCAGUGUUGCCAGAUGUUGGAGGAAUUAACUAUAUGUGAUCAGAGGAUGGAAGGUGGGUGGUUGUCGGCCUUGUCGUACUGUAGGAACUUGAAGAGUUUGAGUUUCCAGUCGUGUAAGAAGAUUGAUGAGAACCCCGGACUGGAUGAGCAUUUGGGAUCAUGUAUGAUUCUUGAGGAGUUGCAUUUGAGGAAGUGUCACAUGCAAGACAAGCAGGGUGUGAAGGCGUUGUUUGUAGUGUGUCAGAGUAUUAGAGAGCUGGUUCUUGAGGACUGCUGGGGAUUGGACGACAGUGUCUUUGCUGCUGCCACUAUUUUUAGCAGGAGCAUAAGAUCUCUCUCACUGAAAGGAUGCUCGAUACUGACAACACAAGGACUAGAAUCAGUACUCCUUUCUUGGAAGGAGCUUGAUAGGCUUAGAGUAGUUUCGUGUAACAAUAUUAAAGACAGUGAAAUAACUGCAGAACUGGCGACCUUAUUUUCCCUUCUCAAAGAGCUAAAGUGGCAGCCGGAUUCCCGGUCAAUGCUAUCUGCUAGCCUUGCUGGUACAGGUAUUGGACAGAAAGGCAGUAGAUCUCUCAGGUGGAACUAACGAUCUAAGCCACGAUACCACGCAUAUGUGCUUGUAUCCAUUUUGUUCGAGUGUAUUGGAUACAACCUUUUGCAAGUGAAGCCAACAAUUUUUGGUUGGGUGCUUGAUGAAGAUAAAAGUACAUCCAACCCAAUGAAGUUUUCCACUUUCUCUCUGUAAAAUUGCUUAGCCUCUUUACUUGUAUACAGUUUCUACCCUUUAUGGUGUAUUUUCUCACUGAUAAUAGUGUAGAACAGUUAGGAGUUGAGAAGCUGGAGUUUUAGUGAUACUUUAGAUGCAGACACAAAUUUUACAAGCAUAAUCCAUGAAAUCAGAGCGCAAAAUGUGCUUCUUGAUUCCAUGUGUUUUCUGUUA